AUGGAGGUCGCCACGCCGGGAGUGUCGAAUGGCGUCUCCACGCCAGAUGCGGCGGCUUCGGUGGAUUCUGGUGCGGUCAUCCAAUACCUAACGGAAGUGCUCCAGGUGACACUGGGCGCUCUGAAAUCCGAGCUGGAGAGCGCCGGGAGCUUGCUCUCGGAUGCUAAGUACCAAGAGACCGCGCAAAGAUGCAUGCGAUUUGCCUCGGAGGCACAAGUCGCGCUCUAUGUGCAGAAAGAUAUUGUGGCCGCAGAGGAAACAAAUGGUGAUGCCGAAGGUGCAGGUAGGUCUAUGAGCUCUGUAGUCCUGCUCGACCUCUCUAUUCGAGCUAACAAUGUGAAUAAAGAGCCUAUUGUACAGUAUUCCUACGACCUUUCCUCCGAGAUCUCCUCCACCUCGACUACCGUCGCGUCGGUAGCCUUUAUUAAACGUCCCGCUCCGAUUGAUCCUGCUCUCCCAAUUGCCUCGCAGAUCCAGGUGAUGAACCUGCCUGGUGUCGCCUCUUUGAACAAUGCCCCAACGCAACAAGGAAAUGCCAUGUCGCCAUAUCAGAUCUUACAUCUGCUACUUCAUCACGGACUGAGUCCCUACUUCGAAGCCUACACUCGUAACCAGGAAUCAGCCGCCGGCACGAAAUCGAGAACUGAUACUGAGGCGAAGACUGGUAUUCCCGGGACCAAGAAGAAGUUUGCGGAGCUAGAGUUGGGUCUUAUGCACUUGCAGCAGAAUGUGGAGAUUCCUGCCUUGAGCCUCCCGCUUCAUGAGGUCGUACAGGCUGCGCUCAAGGAAGCUGAGGCUAGGGGCAUCAAACCGACUGUCGAGCUGAUUCCAUCGACUGUUCUGGAUAGCAGUGCCUUCACCAACAGCAUUCAGAACACGGUGAAUGGAUGGAUUCGCUCAAUCCAAACGAUCACGAAGAUGUCCCGAGACCCGGACAGCGAGUCGGCCUCCCCGGAGGUGAACUUCUGGUUGUCGAUGGAGACUGCGCUGGAAGGGAUUGAGAACCAGCUGGCUAGCGAAGGAGUUCGACUGACGAUGGACAUUCUUCGCCACGCGAAGCGAUACCAGCCGACCUUGAGUUUCGUGGCGGAUACUGGGCUGAAAGAUGCCACCGAGUUGGUCCAGAAGUACAAUCAACUGAUGCGUGACUUCCCGCUGGAUGAGCUCCUCUCAGCCACUUCUCUGCAGAAAGUGCAAGAGUCUCUGGGUCUGAUCUUCAACCAUCUCAACAAGAAGCUGAAGAUCUGCCCGUAUCCUAUCAAGCGUGCUCUUUCACUUGUCGAAGCUAUCUCUGGUGACCUGGACAAGAAGAUUCAUGAUCUGAUUCAGGGUCGCGAGAUCCUCCACUUGGACUAUCGGGAGUUCCGGUCUCUGAUGAAGAUCACUCAGGCAAUUUGGCGCUCUUGGGACGAGAACUUGAAGGAGUUCACUAAUGUAGCCCGUGAGUCGACAAGACGCCGUAAUGAGAAGUUCAUCCCCAUCAAGAUCAAUGCUCGACACGAUAAAACCCGCGAACGCUUGAAGUACAUCGAUACGUUCCGCGUCAACCACGAACAACUUCAAAAGACCAUCAUCAAUGUUCUUGGGCCGAAGAACCCUUCACCAACAGAGACCGGCGCUGGCGUUGACUCUGAGGAGACGGUUAUCGUGGAGGAAAUUGGCGAUGUUGAUGCCGUUGAAGAGGUUACGCACGCCUAUGCUGCUUUGAGGAACGUGGAUGUGCUUGAUGUGUCGCCGGAAGGAUCCCGUGCCUGGGAGCAGGCCGAGAUUGGCUAUAGCGAGCGUACCUCGCGUGUCGAGAACUCCAUUAUUGCCCGCCUGCGUGAUCGUCUGGCCACCGCCAAGAAUGCCAACGAGAUGUUCCGUGUCUUCUCCAAGUUCAACGCUUUGCUCGUCCGCCCCAAGAUUCGCGGUGCUAUUGGCGAGUACCAGACACAGCUGAUUGACAAUGUCAAGCGUGAUAUCUCCGCUCUCCAUGAGCGCUUCAAGCAGCAGUAUGGCCAUUCCGAGGCUCAUGCCAUGGCCCAACUGCGCGAUCUUCCCCAGUCUCAGAUUGAGCGACAGCUCGAUGGCUACAUGCGCAAGGUGGAGAAUGUCCUUGGUGAAGACUGGCAUCUUCACUCGGAAGGCCAGAAGCUGCAAGCGGAGGGCAAUCUCUUCCGCAAGAAGCUUGACACCCGCCCUGUCUUUGAAUCAUGGCUCUAUGAUGUGCAAAGACGGCAUAUUACUAUCUCCGGCCGACUUUUCAACAUUGUGCGUAACCGCGCUGCUGGAAACAAGUUGGAGCUCACGGUCAACUUCGACGCUCAAAUUAUCGCCUUGUUUAAGGAAGUCCGCAACCUCAUUUGGUUGAACUUCCAGGUUCCCCAUGCUGUCAGCAACAUCUCGAAGGAGGCGAAGCGGGUCUACCCAUAUGCCAUUAGUCUCAUGGAAAGUGUGCGAACACUGCUCCAGACUAACCGCACAAUUGCUUCGAUGUCUGAUGUUGCCAUUCUCCUCAACGGUUACGUGAAUGACUCUCAGGCCAUGGUCAACAAGGGUAUUCCACUGAGAUGGGAGUCUUUUGUUCACUCCUACGAGCUCCAUGUUAAACAAUCGGCCCUUGCAAAUGGCGCCAUCGACACCACAAUGCCCAAUCGGACGGAGAGCAAGCACGUUCAGUUUGUUCGCGAGUUUGCUGGCUCCGCAUCCGUCCUCCAAUCAAAGACUGCAGUUCUGUCGUCCAUCAACGAAAACAUUCAGAAAUCCAUCCAUGAGCUCAAGACUUGUCCUUACGAUGCUGCGGCGUUUAAACAACGCCUGGACGUUAUCCAGGUCGCGGUGGAUAAGCUCAACCUCGAGAACUAUGUCAAUCUCGGGUAUUGGGUUUCAGAGCUGAACGCAAAGAUCGAAACCAUCCUUAGCGAGAGACUUCAUCGUGCCAUUCGGGAGUGGAUUAACACUUUCCAAGAAUCCCGCAAUGGGCAGGUGACUACCCUGCCAUCCGUUGAACCUGAAGCCUUGACUUACACCCUCUCCUUCCCUGAGCUGUUCCAUGAGAUUUCCAUGAAGAAUCAGGUUCUCCAUCUCGACCCUCCACUUCAGUUUGCUCGCGCAAGCUGGUUCUCACAAUUUGACUCGUGGUUGGGCGUCAUCUGCAACCUCGAGAAGAUCAAGGCUUCCCGAUACCAGAUUUCUAUUGAUGUGCAAACCGUUCGCCAGUCGGAAGCUUGCUUCGCAGACCUCCCGCAGCGUUGUACUGAAGAGCUUAACCAGGUCUAUGGAGUUGUUGAGAGCCGACUGAAGGAUGUGUCAGAGUAUGUCGACAAGUGGCUUCAAUUCCAGUCGCUUUGGGACUUGCAAUCUGAGCAGGUGUACGAUAUUCUGGGUGAUGAUCUGUCUCAGUGGUUGCAACUUCUUCAAGAGAUCCGCAAGAGCCGUGCCACUUUCGAUACCUCUGAAGUCAGUCGGUCUUUCGGCAAUAUCAGAAUCGACUACGAGCAAGUUCAGACCAAGGUGAACGCCAAGUACGACCAGUGGCAGCACGAAAUCCUCCAGAAAUUCGGAGCCAAGCUUGGUGGCCGCGUGAGAGAGGUUCACUCUGAGAUCGCCUCUGCCCGCCGUGAUCUCGAAGGUCAGACUUUGGAGGCCUCGUCUACCGCACAUGCAGUCUCCUUCAUUACCAUUGUUCAGCAAUGCAAGCGUAAGACUCGUGUCUGGGAACCAGAGGUCGACCUGUUCCGCCAGGGUCAAACUACGCUCUCCCGCCAGCGAUACGCGUUUCCCAAUGACUGGCUCCACGUUGAAAAUGUUGAUGGUGAAUGGACUGCCUUGAAUGAGCUGCUUGCCCGCAAGAGCAAGAUCGUUCAGGACCAGACUGAUGCCCUGCGUGCUAAGAUCACUGCCGAGGAUCGCGUAAUCAGUGACAAGAUCGCGGAAGUCAUUGCCCAAUGGAAUGACGAAAAACCUGUCUCCGGUACCAUUCCUCCCGAUGAGGCGUCUCGUACUCUCAGCUCCUUCCAGUCUCGCCUCGAAUCCCUCCAGUCUGAGUUCGAAAUGGUUUCCAAGGCCAAGGAGGCCCUCGACCUUCCCACCAGCUCUGACUCGUCGCUUCCGGCAAUCCUUGAAGAAGUUCAGGACUUCAUGUCGGUUUGGGCAGCACUAUCUACAAUUUGGAAGAGCCUCAAUGACUUGCGUGAGGGCCUCUGGACCAGUGUCCAGCCCAGAAAGCUCCGACAGGCUCUCGAUGGCCUGAUCAAGAUGACCAAGGAAAUGCCGAGCCGAAUGAGGCAGUAUGCUGCAUUUGAACACAUUCAGAACGUCUUGCGGCAGCUGUUGAAGGUCAACUCCCUGCUUUCGGACAUGAAGUCGGAAGCUGUCAAGGAACGACACUGGCAGAAGAUCUACAAAUCCCUGAAGCCCGGAAAGAGAUUCUCCCUCGUCUCUCUCACUCUUGGCGAUGUCUGGGACUUGCAGCUCGCAACUAGUGAAAAUGUCAUUCGCAGUAUCAUCGCCCAGGCCCAGGGUGAGAUGGCGUUGGAAGAAUUCUUGAAGUCCGUUCGCGAGACCUGGCAAAAUUAUUCUUUGGACCUGGUCAACUACCAGAACAAGUGUCGCCUUAUUCGAGGCUUCGACGAUCUGUUUGCCAAGUGUAGUGAGAACUUGAACUCCCUCCAGGCAAUGAGGCACUCCCCGUACUACAAGGAGUUCGAGGAAGAGGCUACCUCCUGGGAAGACAAACUCAACCGUGUCCACGUGUUGUUCGAUGUUUGGAUUGAUGUCCAAAGACAAUGGGUCUACUUGGAAGGCGUCUUCACCGGCAAUGCGGAUAUCAAGCACCUCCUUCCCCUCGAGUCAAGCCGCUUCCAGAACAUCAACUCCGAGUUCUUUGCUGUGAUGAAGAAGGUCUACAAAUCACCAUUCGUUUUGGAUGUUCUUGCAAUCAACGGCGUCCAGAAGUCUCUGGAGCGAUUGGCUGAGCUGCUUAACAAGAUCCAGAAGGCGCUUGGUGAAUACCUGGAAAGAGAGCGUGUGUCAUUCCCUCGCUUCUACUUCGUUGGUGACGAAGAUCUCUUGGAAAUCAUUGGUAACAGCAAUGAUAUUUUCCGUGUUGCCAAGCACUUCAAGAAGAUGUUUGCUGGUCUGUCAGGUCUUUUGAUGGAUGACGAUAACAACAUUGUCGGGUUCACGUCCAAGGAGGGCGAGGAGGUUCGCCUCAAGCGCGAGGUCAACCUUAUUAAGACCCCUAGAAUCAAUGACUGGCUUUCCGCUUUGGAGAACAACAUGAAGUUGACUCUGGCAGAGCUGCUUGGUGAGGCUGUUGAGCAAUUCGAGACCCUUUAUCACGGUGCCGAGGUGGAUCGAACUGCUUUUAACGAUUUCCUGGCCAACUACCCGGCCCAGAUUGUCGUCCUCGCCAGUCAAGUCGUCUGGACCAACGCGGUGCAGAAGUCUCUGGAGGAUGGCGGUGUCAACCUUCAAGCAUUGUAUGAAGCUGAGGUCCGAAUCCUCGAGCUGCUGGCCGCUACUGUGCUUGGUGAACUGGAUGCCAUCACUCGUAAGAAGUGCGAACACAUGAUCACUGAAUUCGUGCACCAGCGUGAUGCCAUUUCUAAGCUGAUCCAGUUCAAUGCCACGACUCCGACUCACUAUCUGUGGCUGUUGCAGAUGCGUUACGUUUACCAGCCUGAUGGUGACUUCCUACAGCGCCUGUACGUCCACAUGGCCAAUGCCAAGCUGAACUACGGUUUCGAGUACCUGGGCGUGCCCGAACGUCUUGUUCGCACGCCUCUUACCGAUCGUUGUUUCCUCACCCUCACCCAAGCCCUUUGCCAACGACUUGGUGGCUCUCCCUACGGUCCCGCAGGUACCGGUAAAACCGAGUCUGUCAAGGCUCUUGGUCUGCAGCUUGGUCGUUUCACUCUUGUCUUCUGCUGUGACGACACAUUCGAUUUCCAGGCUAUGGGUCGUAUUUUCCUCGGUAUUUGUCAAGUCGGUGCUUGGGGUUGCUUUGACGAGUUCAAUCGUUUGGAGGAACGAAUUCUGUCUGCCGUUUCCCAGCAGAUCCAAAACAUCCAAAUCGGUCUGCGCAAGGGCGAGGAUGAAGAGAAAUCUCAGAUUGAGCUGGUUGGACGUCGUCUGGUUGUCAACUCCAACACCGGUAUCUUCAUCACAAUGAAUCCUGGAUACGCCGGUCGUUCCAACUUGCCCGAUAACUUGAAGAAGUUGUUCCGCAGCGUUGCGAUGUCCAAGCCCGACAAGGAGCUCAUCGCAGAAGUCAUGCUGUUUUCCCAGGGUUUCAAGCAAGCCAAGCCCCUUUCUAAGCAAACGGUGCCAUUCUUCGACCACUGUGCCUCUCAACUAUCCAAGCAAGCCCACUACGACUUUGGUCUUCGUGCAUUGAAGAGUGUUCUGGUUAGCUCUGGUGGUCUCAAGCGCGCUCGCCUCGCCAACUCCGAUGGUAAUCUGGGCCCUGAUGAACUUAUCGAACCCCAGAUUAUCGUCCAGAGUCUGCGAGAGACCAUUGCUCCUAAGCUCGUGCAAGAAGAUGUCGACCGUAUGCUCAACAUUCAGCUACAAGACUUCCCUGGAGUUGAAUACGUGCCUGCCAACUAUGAAAAGCUCACUCAAGCGAUCCGGGACAUCGCCAAGGAACAGCAUUUGGUGGAUAGUGACAUGUGGAUCACAAAGGCCCUGCAAUUAUACCAGAUUCAGAGCAUCCACCAUGGUGUCAUGAUGGUUGGUAAAUCAGGAUCCGGUAAAUCAGCCGCUUGGAAGAUUCUACUGCAAGCCAUGCAACGGAUCGAAAACGUCGAAGGUGUCUCGCAUAUCAUUGAUUCGAAGGUCAUGUCCAAGGAAGCUCUCUAUGGUAACCUUGACAGCACCACCCGCGAAUGGACUGACGGUCUCUUCACUGGUAUUCUUCGCAAGAUUGUCGACAAUCUCCGUGGAGAGGACAGCAAGCGUCACUGGAUCGUAUUUGACGGUGACGUUGACCCAGAGUGGGUCGAGAACUUGAACAGUGUUCUGGAUGACAACAAGCUGCUUACACUGCCCAACGGUGAACGUCUCAACCUUCCUCCCAAUGUGCGCGUCAUGUUUGAGGUUGAGACUUUGAAGUACGCCACUUUGGCCACUGUCAGUCGUUGCGGUAUGGUCUGGUUCAAUGAGGAUACUGUCACUCCUUCCAUGAUGAUCAACAACUACGUGGAAGGCCUGAAGACCAAGACUUUCGAGGACCUGGAUGAUGACAGUGUUCCUGCGGGAACAUCAGCAGCCAAGACACAGGAUACCCAGGAAAUGCUUUCUGUCGUCCUCAAGCAGCACCUGGAGACAGACGACCUAGUUCUGAAGGCUCUUGAGGAGGCAAAGAAGUACAACCAUAUUAUGGACUUCACUGAUAUCCGCGCUCUCAACACCAUGUUCAGUUUGCUGAACAAGGCUUGCCGUAACGUCUUGGAAUACAACAUCCAGCAUGUCGAUUUCCCACUGGAUUCGGAGCAAAUAGAGUCCUACAUCUCCAAGAAGCUUCUGCUCACCCUCGUCUGGUCCUUCACCGGUGACUGCCCUCUUACUGACCGCAAGGCCUUUGGUCAGUACGUUGCUGGUAUGACUACCAUUGAUCUUCCCCCCGAUGGUGAAUCAUCCCUCAUUGACUACGAUGUCACUCUUCCGAAGUCUGAAUGGGCCAGCUGGCAGUCACAGGUGCCUUCAAUUGACAUCAACACUCAUUCGAUCACCCAGACGGACGUCAUCAUCCCUACCGUGGAUACCGUACGCCAUGAGGAUGUUCUGUACUCCUGGCUCGCGGAGCACAAACCUCUCCUGCUGUGUGGUCCUCCUGGAUCUGGUAAAACCAUGACGCUGUUUGCUGCGUUGAGAAAACUGCCAAACAUGGAGGUCGUCGGCCUCAAUUUCUCCAGUGCUACCACUCCUGAUCUUUUGAUCAAGACCUUCGAGCAAUACUGUGAAUACAAAAAGACGCUCAAUGGUGUGGUGAUGUCUCCCAACCAGAUUGGUCGUUGGCUCGUCAUCUUCUGCGACGAAAUUAACUUGCCCGCCCCCGAUCGCUACGGCACUCAGCGAGCCAUUUCCUUCCUGCGCCAGCUUGUGGAACAGAAUGGCUUCUGGCGUACCUCUGACAAAACCUGGGUCAGCCUUGAUCGCAUCCAGUUUGUUGGUGCUUGUAACCCGCCCACUGAUGCGGGUCGUACACCAAUGGGUGAGCGUUUCCUGCGCCAUGCUCCUCUCAUCAUGGUCGAUUACCCUGGUGAGAUCUCGCUCAACCAAAUCUAUGGUACCUUCAACUCCGCGGUGCUCAAGAUCCUGCCAUUGCUCCGCGGAUAUUCCGAGUCCCUUACGAAGGCCAUGGUCCAGUUCUACCUUGAAUCGCAGACCAGAUUCACGCCCAAGAUUCAGCCUCACUACGUUUACUCCCCUCGUGAGCUUACUCGCUGGGUUCGUGGUGUCUACGAGGCGAUCAAGCCACUUGAGACUCUAUCGAUUGAGGGUCUUGUUCGAAUCUGGGCCCAUGAAGCUCUGCGCCUGUUCCAAGAUCGUUUGGUCGCCGAGGACGAGCGAGCUUGGACUGCAGAUGCUGUCCGUCGUAUUGCGCUGGAGAAUUUCCCUACCAUUGACCAAGAGGAGGCUUUGAAAGGCCCCAUCUUGUUCUCCAACUGGCUGUCCAAGCACUACGUGCCCGUGGAGCAGGAGCGCCUCCGCGAUUUCGUCAAGGCUCGUCUGAAGACAUUCUGCGAGGAAGAAGUCGAUGUUCCUUUGGUGCUAUUCAACGAUGUUCUCGAACACGCGCUUCGUAUUGACAGAGUGUUCCGUCAGCCCCAGGGUCAUCUCAUUUUGAUUGGUGUUAGCGGUAGUGGAAAGACGACUCUGUCCCGCUUUGUUGCUUGGAUGAACGGUCUGAAGGUCUUCCAGAUCAAGGUGCAUGGGAAGUAUUCCUCGGAAGACUUUGAUGACGAUCUUCGGAGCGUUCUUCGCCGAGCAGGUUGCAAGGGUGAGAAGAUUUGCUUCAUUAUGGACGAAGCCAACGUGCUCGACUCCGGUUUCUUGGAACGUAUGAACACCUUGCUUGCCAACGCCGAGGUGCCUGGUCUCUUCGAGGGUGAUGAAUUCUCUUCUUUGAUGACCGCCUGUAAAGAGGGCGCCCAGCGUCAAGGCCUUAUUCUCGACUCUCAAGAGGAGCUCUACAAGUGGUUCACUCAGCAGAUCGUCAAGAACCUUCACGUGGUCUUCACCAUGAACCCGCCUGAGGAUGGAUUGUCUUCCAAGGCGGCCACCAGCCCUGCUCUGUUCAAUCGUUGUGUGCUCAACUGGAUGGGCGACUGGUCCGAUCAAGCCCUGUUCCAGGUUGGCUCUGAGCUUACUCAGUCCGUCGAUCUCGACAAGCCCAACUUCGUCUCUCCCGAUAGUAUACCUGUCGCCUACCGCGAGUUGUCUCUUCCUGCCUCCCACAGAGACACUGUUGUCAACUCGAUGGUGUUCAUCCACCACUCGUUGCACCGGUUCAACCAGCGCCUGCAGAAGCAGCAAGGCCGGUCUACUUUCCUCACUCCUCGCCAUUACCUUGACUUUGUUGCUCAGUAUGUCAAGCUAUUCAAUGAGAAGCGCGAGGACCUAGAGGAACAACAGCGUCACUUGAACGUCGGUCUGGAGAAGCUCCGCGACACAGUCGACAAGGUCAGCGAUUUGCGGGCUAGCUUGGCCCAGAAGAAGACGCAACUGGAGAAGAAGGAUACGGAAGCCAAUGAAAAGUUGCAACGCAUGGUUGCCGAUCAGCAGGAAGCAGAGCAGCGGAAGCAAGUCUCGUUGGAGGUGCAGCAAGCUUUGGAAAAGCAAGAAAAGGAAGUGGCCACACGAAAGGAGGUCGUCUUGAACGACUUGGCUCGUGCUGAGCCCGCAGUCUUGGAAGCUCAGAAGAGUGUCAGCAACAUCAAGCGUCAGCACCUGACUGAGGUCCGUUCCAUGGGUAACCCACCAGCUAGCGUUCGACUUGCCCUUGAAGCUGUAUGCACACUUCUUGGUCACAAGGUCGAUAGCUGGAAGACCAUCCAAGGUAUCAUUCGCCGAGAGGAUUUCAUUGCCAGCAUCGUGAACUACGACAAUGAGCGCCACAUGACUCGCAACCAUCGUGUCAAGAUGCAGAACGAGUUCCUGUCUAAGGAAGACUUCACAUACGAGCGAGUGAACCGUGCCAGUAAGGCAUGUGGUCCCUUGGUUCAAUGGGUGGAGGCUCAAGUCAACUACUCCGCCAUCUUGGAUCGUGUCGGACCUUUGCGUGAGGAGGUCGACCAACUUGAGGAACAGGCUCUGCAAACCAAGGCCGAGGCACAAGCUAUUGAGAAUACCAUCCAAGGCCUGGAGAGCAGUAUCGCCACCUACAAGGCUGAGUAUGCCGCCCUGAUCAGCGAGACCCAGGCAAUCAAGACCGAGAUGUCCCGGGUCCAGUUCAAGGUUGAUCGCAGUGUACGCCUGCUUGACAGUCUGGCCUCCGAGCGAGAGCGUUGGGAAGAAGGCAGCAAGUCUUUCGAGACUCAAAUUAGCACCCUUGUUGGCGAUGUACUCAUCGCUGCUGCUUUCCUUGCCUAUGCUGGUCUUUACGAUCAGCAGUUCCGUAAGGCGAUGAUCGAUGACUGGGUUCACCAACUUGCUCAGUCUGGAAUCAACUUCAAGCCCCACAACCCAAUUACAGAAUAUCUUUCCAAUGCCGAUGAGCGUCUCACCUGGCAAGCAAACUCUCUCCCUGUCGAUGAUCUUUGCACGGAGAAUGCCAUCAUCUUGAAGCGUUUCAACAGAUACCCCCUGAUUGUCGACCCGUCCGGUCGUGUCACAGAGUUCUUGCAGAAGGAGAGCAAGGAACGCAAGCUCACCGUCACAAGCUUCUUGGACGACUCCUUCGUCAAGCAACUGGAGAGUGCGCUCCGUUUCGGAAACCCCAUUCUCAUCCAGGAUGCAGAGCACUUGGACCCGAUUCUCAACCACGUCCUCAACAAGGAGUACCAAAAGACUGGUGGUCGUGUUCUCAUUCAGCUCGGCAAGCAAGAGAUCGAUUUCUCGCCAUCAUUCAAACUGUUCCUUUCCACCAGAGAUCCUUCUGCACAAUUCCCGCCUGACAUUUGCAGUCGGACGACCUUUGUCAACUUCACGGUCACGCAGAGCAGUUUGCAGACUCAGUCCCUCAAUGAUGUUCUCAAGUUUGAGCGCCCCGAUGUGGAUGAACGCCGCAACAACCUUGUCAAGAUGCAAGGCGAGUUCAAGGUCCACCUGCGACAGCUUGAGAAGCGCCUCUUGCAGGCACUGAACGAGUCUCGUGGCAAUAUUCUUGAUGAUGACAAUGUCAUUGAGACUCUCGAGACUCUUAAGAAGGAGGCCGCCGAAAUCUCGAAGAAGAUGUCUGAGACGGAAGGCGUCAUGUCUGAAGUGGAGAGCAUCACCCGCCAAUACAGCAGCAUUGCCAGGGCUUGCAGUGCCGUUUUCGCAGUCCUGGAGCAGCUUCAUCACAUCAAUCACUUCUACCAGUUCUCGCUGCAAUACUUUGUGGAUAUCUUUAAUGCCGUUCUUUACCAGAACAAGCGUCUCGCCCAGGAGAAGGACCAUGCCGCUCGUGUGCAGAUCAUCAUUCAGGAUCUGUUCAUCACCACUUAUCAGCGAACCUCGCUGGGUCUUGUCCAGAAGGACCGCAUUACAUUAGCGAUCCUUCUUGCCCAGGCCACUCCUUUCCCAAUGGAUAGAGCCAUUCUGGACCGUAUUCUGGACGAGUCUGUUGAGGAUACCGAUCUGUCAACAGCAUCCGAUGUUCGCGAGCAAGUGAUGGGCAAGCUUCUCAAUAUCUCAAUCUUCAAAGAGUUUGUUCCCGAAGUCCCUCAGGACCAGUGGGAUCGCUUCUUCACAGAGGAAAUCGCAGAGAACGCCGUUCCGGUCGUCUGGAAAGAGGAUACCUCCAAGCUAGAUCAGCUUCUUCGGUCCUUGCUAAUUGUCAAGCUUUGCCGCAUGGAUCGAUUUGUUCCGACCGCCGAGCGCUUCGUCGAGGCUGUGUUCGGUCGUGAACUCUAUGAAGGCAGUAGCGAUCUUAAGGACGUGGUUGACCAGGUCACUGCGACAACCCCCAUCGCUCUCAGCUCCAGCCCUGGCUUCGACGCCAGUUACAAGGUGGAUGCCCUGGUUGAGCGCACGCAUGCCACCUGCGCCAACAUUGCCAUGGGUUCGAACGAAGGCCUCGAGAGUGCCGACAAGGCAAUCAGCAACGCUGCGGCAACUGGUAACUGGGUGCUUGUCAAGAACGUCCACCUGGCACCGUCCUGGCUCCAGAGUCUGGAGAAGAGAUUGGAUUCUCUCAAGCCUCACAAGGAGUUCCGACUCUUCUUGUCCAUGGAAUCCAGCCCCAAGAUACCAGUCAACCUCAUCCGUGCCUCUCGCGUGUUGAUGUUCGAGCAACCUGCCGGUGUCCGCGCCAAUAUGAAGGAUUCUCUUUCUUCAUUGACAACUCGCGCCAGCAAGGCCCCCGUCGAGAAGGCCCGCGUCUACCUUCUUCUCUGCUUCCUCCACGCUGUGGUCCAAGAACGACUCCGCUACGCACCCAAUCUUGGGUGGAAGGGCUUCUGGGAGUUCAACGACAGCGACUACGAAUGCUCCGCCCAUAUCAUUGACCACUGGGUCAACACAGUAGCCCAGGGCCGUUCCAACGUUGCUCCCCAGAAACUCCCCUGGGACAUGAUCACCACCCUAAUCACCGAGAUGUACGGCGGCAAGAUCGACGACGCCGGCGACUUCCAGCAACUAGACGAACUGGUCAAGAGCUUCCUCACGCCCGCCGCCUUCGAGGACGAUCACAAGCUCGUCUCAGGUGUUGAGAACGAUGAGCUUCUCACUCUGCCCAGCGGCACUAGUAUCCGCGAUUUUAUCAGCUGGGUCAACAAUCUUCCCGAGCGCGAGCCGCCUACCUACUUGGGUCUUCCGGCUAAUGCUGAGAAACUUCUGCUGGUUGGCCAUGGUCGCAAGAUGAUCUCGGACUUGUCGCGUAUCACUACGCUUUUGGAUGAAGGCGAGCAGCUGAUGGUUGACAACUAG
This is a messenger RNA of Penicillium subrubescens, 13059 nucleotides long. RefSeq lists its product as uncharacterized. The coding region runs from base 1 to 13059 and encodes 4352 amino acids. Gene Ontology annotation, cellular component: dynein complex. The transcript is spliced from 3 exons. Lineage: Eukaryota; Fungi; Ascomycota; Eurotiomycetes; Eurotiales; Aspergillaceae. The record is from RefSeq and is a predicted model, not a curated record. Gene Ontology annotation, biological process: microtubule-based movement. Gene Ontology annotation, molecular function: ATP hydrolysis activity; minus-end-directed microtubule motor activity; ATP binding.